Caenorhabditis auriculariae is the source of this 533-nucleotide messenger RNA. The record is from the annotation of a GenBank genome assembly. Lineage: Eukaryota; Metazoa; Nematoda; Chromadorea; Rhabditida; Rhabditidae.
AUGAUGGUGUCGGCCCUGGCCCAUCUCGGAUACGAACUCGUGAGUUUUUUCAGUUCGAGUGAAACUCAAGUGGCUCUAUCAGUGACCUGAGUCCUUCUUGACCAAAAAACGAGAUCAAGAAACGAGAAAAUAAAAAACUUUUUUCUCGAAUUGAUUGACUCUAAAAAUUUUUCUGCAGGAGUCAUAACGUUUUCUCAUUGUCUUUACAAGUGAUCGAAUUAUGAUACACUUUUUUGCAGCGACUUGAGCAAAUGGUCCACAACCCACAAAAAGAGCAUGGAGACGCACUGGCUUCCUACCUUUGCAACCGCCUCGACUUCGUUCCCGUCAAAGACUCGGCGCUCAACAAUCUUUUCCAAGGCGUCGUCUUGGCGCGGAAGUUCGGUUUGCAAUACGUCGACGAACACAAGGAGAAGAAGCCGAGUCCGAUUUUCUCGCUCAAAGACUUCGCCAUCAAAUUGGUCAACGCGCCCAUCAACACGUUCUCUUCGCCCCUCGACCAGUUGCUUUCCACCGGAACCAUUUCGCAUUAA